AUGCUGGCAAGGGAUCCGGAUCAUUUGGUUGGCUUGGUGGCAGAGACCUUAUUGGGUUGUUCUGUACAACAAGCGCCCAGUCAAUUUGGUGACCAUUCCGAAAUAUCGUCCAAACGGUUCUCUUGUUUGGUAUUCUGUCCGACGAAGGUGCAUUGUGAGAACACAGCUCGAAUGCUAGCCGAACUGCUACCUCCUAUCGCUUGCUUCCCUGGUUCGUCGGAAAGCGACCCAAACGACUCGAACCCUGUGGAACAAAUGCGUGAAAGACGGGCAGAUGUUAUACAAAAUUUGCGCGUGGAUGCUGUUCCUGAUCCGAGUAGAGUGGACAAGAGUACGGGGGUUGUUCGCACUUGUUGUCCUAUCCUCGAACUAACCGUACCGCGUGGCGUAGCUUAUCAUCAUGGCGGUUUGACGCAAGAGGAGCGAACGGUAUUGGAGGAAGGUUUCGCUGAUGGAACCUUGAGUGUACUGUGUUGCACAUCUACUCUGGCUGCUGGGUAUCAGCAAAUUGUUGGUCGAGCAGGUCGAGCGGGUUUCGACAGUGUAGGCGAAAGUGUAACCAUUCUCCAACCCAAUGACCGUUCCAAUUUUGCCCAAAUGUUGACUACCAUCCCUCGUAUCGGCCUCUCCGAUUCCUCCGCAUCCGAGAUCGCUUCCGCCGGUUUAUGCUGUAGCAGUUUGCUGUACGAAAAUGGAAAGGGAAUGCGACAACUGCUGCUUUCCCUCAUUGGGCUACAGAUUGCCUCAACUCAUGAGGAGCUACUUCGCGCUGUUCGGACAACCCUGUUUGCUGUACAAGCUCGUUUUGCCGGUAGUGACCGGAUCGAAGAGGUCGUUAAUGCAGAACUACACGCACUGAUUAGCCGUGACUUGGUGCUUGCCACAUCUUGCGAGACACUUCGUACUUCUUCCCCUGCUCGGACAGUUCACGGUGACCUAAAGAAACUGCAGUUCCAGGCAACCAGACUCGGUCGAGCUGCUGUUCGUGGUGGUCUGGACACCGAUCAAAUUGGGCCCCUCCUAUCGGACUUGCGCUUAACUGCGCGUGCACUAAAUACCAGUGGGCCACUUCAUUUGCUCUAUCUGGUUGCCCCACCAGAUGUAGUCGAUCAGAUUCAGGUGGACUGGAGUGUCUUGUAUGAACGGAUCAGUCUUUUGCCCCCGACCGAAGCGAAUCUUAUCAGUCUACUUGGGUUUCCUGAAGGUUAUGUUCUAUGGAAAGCCGCUGGACAUCCUAUACGCAAAAAGUUAGACGAACGUCCGUUGCGUCGAUUGUUUGUCGCCCUGGCAUUAUCCGAUCUGUGGCAUUCGAGUUCCACACUUCCCAUCUGGCAAGUAGCCGAUCGAUACAAAUUGUCUCGGGGUACGCUUCAGUCCCUGCUUGCCUCAGCUGCUUCGCUUGCAAGCUGUUUGGCUCAUGCACUGGCCAGUGAGUACGCCUCAGACGAGGAGUUGUGGGCCUUCUCGCAUCUUCUGCCACAGUUUGCCACUCGUCUGGCUUACUGUGUCUCUAGCGAACUACUUCCCUUGAUGGAAUUGCCUGGGGUUAAACGGGUAAGUGACCAGGCGGUUGACAAAUUUCCCUUACUCUGCCGUUUGUUUACCCCAUUCAUAUAA
This is a messenger RNA of Echinostoma caproni, 1617 nucleotides long. Lineage: Eukaryota; Metazoa; Platyhelminthes; Trematoda; Plagiorchiida; Echinostomatidae. The record is from the annotation of a GenBank genome assembly.